AUGCAUUUCUGCUGUAUCAUAUUUAACUGUUUGCAAACUUCUGCUGGGAGGUUGAGCAGCGACUGUAGAAAUUCCACCCCGCUUCCCCGCCCAGGGCCUAGGAGUGACUUGUAAGGAAGGGUUAAGAGGGAGAGGUAGUCAGCGGUCGGGGGCCAGGAAGAUGGAGGGGAGAAUGAGAAAGUGUUUGUAAGAUUGCACUGUCCGCAACCCGGCUUCCCGCAGGCCAAGCAUCUCCUUCCCUGACUUCGGGGCCGCGGCUCCCCGAGCCAGGCUAGGCCCCUUUAAGAGCCAGCGCGCGCCCCGGCCCCGCGUGCGCUCACUUUCCCUAGCAACCGCCCCGGGGGAGGAGGAGGUCCUGGCAACGGCGCACCAGCCCGGAGGGUCACGUGACGGCCCGCAGCUGGAACGCGAGCGCGCGCCCUGCCGCGAGCCCGCCCGCCGAGCCUGAGCGCUGCGGCGCGUGCGCGAGCGGUGCAGCACCGGCCGCGGGAGCAGGGAGUAUUAUGGGCUGUGGGUGCCGCUGAGCAAGAUGGAGCUGUCUGCAGUGGGCGAGCGGGUCUUCGCGGCCGAAUCUAUCAUCAAACGGCGGAUCCGAAAGGGACGCAUCGAGUACCUGGUGAAAUGGAAGGGGUGGGCCAUCAAGUACAGCACUUGGGAGCCCGAAGAGAACAUCCUGGACUCGCGGCUCAUUGCAGCCUUCGAACAGAAGGAGCGGGAGCGUGAGCUGUAUGGGCCCAAGAAGAGGGGACCCAAACCCAAAACUUUCCUCCUGAAGGCGCGGGCCCAGGCCGAGGCCCUCCGCAUCAGCGAUGUGCAUUUCUCCGUCAAGCCGAGCGCCAGCGCCUCCUCGCCCAAGCUCCAUUCCAGCGCUGCGGUGCACCGGCUCAAGAAGGACAUCCGCCGCUGCCACCGCAUGUCCCGCCGCCCCCUGCCCCGCCCAGACCCCCAGGGGGGCAGCCCCGGCCUGCGCCCGCCCAUCUCCCCCUUCUCCGAGACCGUGCGCAUCAUCAAUCGCAAGGUCAAGCCGCGGGAGCCCAAGCGGAACCGCAUUAUCCUCAACCUGAAGGUGAUCGACAAGGGCCCGGGCGCAGGCGGCGCCGGGCAGGGGGCCGGGGCCCUGGCCCGCCCCAAAGUCCCGUCCCGGAACCGCGUUAUCGGCAAGAGCAAGAAGUUCAGCGAGAGCAUCCUGCGCACGCAGGUCCGCCACAUGAAGUUCGGCACGUUCGCGCUCUACAACAAGCCCCCGCCCGGCCCUCUGCAGCCCCCGCCCGCCGGCAAGACCGACCUCGCCGCCUCCCCCGGCCAGGGGCUGCUCCUGGCGCCCCCGAGUGCUCCCUACGACGCCCGCAGCUCCGGCUCCUCCGGCUGCCCCUCGCCCGCCCCUCACUCCUCCGAGCCGGAGGACGCGCCCCCCAAGCUGCUCCCGGAGACCACGAGCCCAUCGGUCCCCGACUGGCGGGAGCCCGAAGUGCUUGACCUGUCCCUCCCGCCCGAGGCGGCGGCCACCAGCAAGCGGGCGCCUCCCGAGGUCCCUGCAGCUGCCAGCCAGGCCCUUUCCGCCGCCCCUGAGCCGGCCGGCGCCGCCUCCGAGCCCGAGGCGGGGGACUGGCGCCCUGAGAUGUCACCCUGCUCCAACGUGGUCGUCACCGACGUCACCAGCAACCUCCUCACGGUCACUAUCAAGGAAUUCUGCAACCCAGAGGAUUUCGAGAAGGUGGCUGCUGGGGUAGCAGGCGCCGCAGCAGGGGGUGGCAGCAGCGGGGCGAGCAAGUAAGGGGGGCUCCACCAAGAGGGGGGGACUGGGGGGCGCCCUCCUGCCCAAAGUCAUACUCUUGCUCCCGCCCCCGCACCCCCCCGCCCUCAGACAACCCCGCCUGUGCUUUGCUUGUUUCAAAAGGCUCGGCGUUGACCCCGGGAUGGGGCUGGGUAGUUGGAGACCCCCUGAAGCCCAAUGGGAGGGGCAGGCCUGGAACGGGGUGGGGCUGGGGUGGGGGGCGAGGGCACCGGGAAGUCCUCCCUCUUGUCUCUUGGCACCCUCCUUGCCCACGCACAGUGGGGCCUGCUGGGUGGCUCCUAGGGAGCCCCAGAACCUAGGGUUCAGCUGCCCUCCCCACAUCCCGUCCUGUCUCUAUCCAGCUUGCUUCCAGCUCUCGCGCACAGCAUCUGAUUUCUCGGUGCUAACCCCCGGCAGCUGCAGGGCCCCUUAGGGGACCCCCAUCCCAGCAUGGGCACCGUCCCUUUCCUUCCUCCAGAUAACCCGGGAAGGAGGGGCAGGGAUGGGGAAGCCAGGACAGAGGUGGAGCUGAAGGCGGCCGUGGCCCCUCUCCUCCCCUUUCCGCCUCCCUUGUGAGGGCGGCAGGAGCUGGGCCCACGUUUGGACCACCCAAGCGGGCCCCCGUGGCUCCCACCCACCCAUCUUUUUCCUAAUUUCUGUCUUGAAGGUGGGAGGGGCUGGCACGAACCUCGCCUGCCAUGGCCUCCCGGCAUCUAAAGGUCCCUCAGUUUUCAACCAAAGGUGCUACAAGAACCUGCGGCGCGGACUUCCUGCUGCGCAUGCGCCUGCCGACCCAGGCGCGUCCGCGUGUAUCCGUAUCUGCGUGGGGCCCCGGACCCUCCCUGGCCAUCAGCCGGGCCUGGGACCUGAUCCAGGUCCCAGGAGUUUGCUGCGGAGGCCGAGCUUCCCGGCACGCGUGUGCAGGGGCGGGUCGCCCAACCCCCGCCCUUCUCCUGUGGGGUUGUCGGGCCUGACAUGAUGGGGACUGAGGCCGAGGGGAGACAGACCACCGUCCCAAGCUGCUGCUUCCUCCUGGCAGUUUGCGGGGAGGAGGAAGCCUGGACACGGUUCUUAGCGUCUCCAGCUUCUCCCCCUCGCCCCCAGCCCCCCGCCCCUUCUCUCUUGCUUGUGAUCGCCCAGGCUUUGUCACAGCCCAGCCUUCUCCAAGCAGCAGGAGGCCUCCACUGCUCUAGGCAGCUUCGUUUUCUGCUGCGGCCUGGGAACAUGAGUCGUCCAUGCCAGUGGCAAAGACCAAAACCCCGGUUUUAGGCCUGGUGCUGGGAGGGCAGGCUGGCCCAAGCUGGGGAUGGAAGAGGGGGCCCGGUGUCCUUCCGGAGAGCGGGCCUGUGCAGGACCUGGGGUCUGGGGCACAGGGAACGCAACCCCGCUGGCCAGCCCUGGGGCACUGCCUGGGCUGUUUGGCACAAGUGGGAGUCCUUACUGGUGGCUCGAGGUGGCUUCUUGGUAUGUCAGCUUAGAACCCGUGAUGUCAGGAGGACGCAGAAAGGGAAUUCCGGGUGGGUAACAAAUGCCUUGGUCCUGAGCAUGGGGAGGACUCUGUCUUCCGACUGUCCCUGCCAGAGACUGUGGCAGGGUCCUCUGACCCUCCCCAUCCCGCCCUUCUGUUGGCUCUGUGGCCGUCCAAGUGCCAAUUGGCUUCGCCCCAAAUAAGGGCUGGUAUUUCUCCUCUUGUCGUUAGAGGGGAUCCCCCCCACCAACCCCCACCCCAGGUGCGUAUCCACCUGGGUGCCAGUUACAGGUGUUUCCAGAGACCAUAGAAAUGUGUUUUCCUGAGAGUCCGUGUCAUUCGUGACCUUUUUUGUAAAGAAGUUGUGUUUUCAGAGGUGAUUUUAUGACAGGAAAGUGAAAGAAUUAGUUUUGCAAAAAACAAAAAAAAAAAAAAAAAAGGGGGGGGGAAGAAAUAGAAAAAAAUAUUGUGGGAUUCCUAUGGGGUUGGGGAGGGUGGGGAGAAAGCUAUUUAAAGAAAAACUAGUAACGCAGCGAUUGCACAGCUGAGGCGGCAAUGUUAGGAACGUGGACAGAGGCCCAGGCCCAGCUGGGAGGGCGCCCCCACCCCGGGCAUGGCGACAGCCCCUCUUCCUUGGCCCGAGGCAAGGUAAGCCCUCCCUCCUGUGCUCAGCCCAGGUUCCACUCUUGUCCCAGCUCAGAUGGAAGGAUGAUCUCUGUUCCCAAAGGAACUUGCCAGAAGCUGCAGGGGCGAAGCAGGUAGAGCUGAGAUUGGGGGAGAUAACGGUCAGCAGGGGUCCCACUGUAGCCGGGACCCAGCGUUUGUGACUCUCCAGGAAGGCUGGUGAGUGGGUACAGUUGGGUUCCUUGCCCCCUUCAUUCCUUUGCCAGCCUGUUGGUACAUCUGGUCCCUCCACUGCCACCCCAUGGGGGCAUGUCCCUCCCCAUUGCCCCAGUGACCAUGACACCCCCAAGCUUCCAUGGCCAGGUAGGUGUUGCUGCAGGUGUCAGGAAGACAGGCGCUGUUGACUUGGGAGAGCCUUUGGUGGUGAUCAUGGUGGGUUGGGGGUAGCCCUAGGGAGAGGGUGUGCCCGCUCCAUCUCUUUCCACAGGCGAGUUGCUGCCCUUGACCCCCAGCUGUGCAGCCCUCCCCAGCAGAGGCUGGUUCCCAGGCGGGCAGCUCACCUGGGGGCCCAAGUGGGCACCAGGUCAAGAGCAAGUGGAGCCCUCCUUACCUCUCUCCUAGGGUGGCUCUGAGUCGGGCCCCGCAGCCCCCCACCACACUUGCACAGAUCAGCCUCCCGUGGGUCCUUCCUCCUCUGCUGCUGCUUUUCCGUUUGCCUAAUUACCAAGCAGAAGUUGCAGUUUGGUUGGCUUUAUUUUUUGUAUGUGAAAGACCCCUCAAGACCCGACCUCCUUCCUUGUUCAAUAUUGGCUGGGGUCAUCUCCCCUUAAUGCCACCCUGUUCUCACCCCCAUGUCAUAGGAAACAGAUGAGGUCUGGUGUCUGGUUUGAGGUGGGAAUUUGGGACCCGUCUCUGUCUCAUUCCCCUCCCAGAUGCUCAGUUUGCCCGUCUGAAAUGGGUGUAUUGGGCGGCAUGGCCUUUUCACCUGCUGGUGUCCCGGCAGCUGCUGAGGAUUAAGUGGUGGUGGAGGUUGCUGGCACUGGGGCCUCUAUUCUCCCACAGCUGCUUUUCAUUCUCAUCCUGCAAAGGGGUCAGGAUCAAAAUGGGCUCCAACUGAGCCCAGUGGGGCAGGCAGAGUGGGAGGGGUCACCCCACUUCCAAGGCCAGGAAACUUGGCCUCUGAGAGGCAAAGCUGCUUCAUUAGAGUGAAGAGCCCAGCUGCUCUGGCCUUUCGGGGACAACCUUUGAAAGGUGGGGACCGGGUCCUGGAGCUACCACAAAGCCAGGGGCUUCCCCUGAGCCAGGCAGUCUUGGGUGAGAGGUCAGCCCAAAGGAGGAAGCUGUUGGCUCGGGGAGCUGGGACACCACCAGCCUUUCUAGCCUCUGGGUGGACCCAAGUGGACACACUGCCUUUUGUGUCUUUAGGGGUUUUGUUGGUGGUUGUUGGUUUUGUGUUUUGGGAGGUUUUUUUCUUUUCUGUUUUUUUUUUUUUUUGCACUUGGCCCAUGCCGGACAGUGGGACCCACCUGGUCAGUUCCACUUUCAGGCUCCCAUGCACUAGCCCAAGGCAGCCUCUUGGGGGCUUGUAUGGUUUAAGGAAUCACUUUGAAAAAAAGAAAAAAAAAAAAAAGAAAGUGUUUAAAGGUUGUGGUUUUUUUUUUUUCUGUCUGCAUCUCCUCUCAGAUUGAGAAAGCCCAGAAUUAGGGGCCACCACUCCAGGACAGAGGGAGGGUGUCCCCAGCCUGGCCCUGUCUUAUUGAUAGUUGCCAAGACACCAAGAUGGGGGGGACAGGCUGGGUGGAGACUGAGGUACCCACCUCCCAGGCCUGUGGCAUCACCCUAUCCCGCCUUGAAGGAGUCAGCACUCCACUUCAGCAGUGGGUGAGUGCCUAUUGUAUGCAGAGCUUCAGCUAGGCAAAGGGGGGCUGGUGGUCUAAUGAGGGACCCCUUGCAAGAGGCCACACUAGAAGGAACCAAGGGUCCUGGGGCCUCCCCCUGCUAUUGGGCAGAGUAGAGAUGGAGACUUCUUGUUGGUUUUAAUUUAAAAACACAAAAGCCUAAAGAAAUGUAUCUUAUAAUUUUUUUUUAAUUUUUGAAAAGCUCAUUUAAUGAAUUGUGCACGAAUGAAUUCUAUAUAUAUAAAAUAUACAUAUAUAACUCUAUAUUUGGGGAGGGGCGCUGUCUCUUUUUUCUCUCAUUUUAAAAAUGAAGUGUUGUUGCCUUUGUCUGUGGUUCAACCAUCCAGCUCCCAGCUGGCUAAACUUUGCCUCCAGUGGUUCAAGACAGGAAACUAGUAGGGUGAGUGGGAGACCGGAGAUGCAGGGAGGGGGGCGCUACCCCAGCAUGGGGCUGGGCCCCCAGGCCACCUGCUCCUCUCCCAGAGGUCGCGGGUGGAGAAACGCCUUGUGUUGGGUGUGGAUUUCGGUUCUGUUCUGGAAUUGGUUGUUUCUGGGCCGGGGGAGGGGGGGUCUGUGCUGAUUACUCUCGUCUUGUAUGUUUUGUUCUGCUGCUCUUCAAUAUUGUAUCAAUGCCAGGAAGGGGGCGCGAAAAGCCUCUUUGGCCCCCCCCAAAUAAAUUGUCACAUUCCGAAGCUAAGGUCUA
Molecule: messenger RNA, 6467 nt
Organism: Cervus elaphus (red deer)
Lineage: Eukaryota; Metazoa; Chordata; Mammalia; Artiodactyla; Cervidae
Gene: CBX6
Product: chromobox 6
Exons: 5
Coding region: 530-1774 (414 amino acids)
Source: RefSeq, a predicted model, not a curated record